CCGCCAUGGGCAACGUCAUUAUACGACUAGCAGUGCGACAACGGCAAACAAACUAAUGGAAAGGUGACUCGUUGGCGUGUAUAGGGCUGAUGAGCUGUCGUAAUACUUGACUGACCAGGAGCAAUCUCAAGAUCUCAGAUCUCAUUUGCUUAGCUAACACUAUUUCAUUUAGAUUCGGUGUCCAACGGGGUGGGGUCUACAUGGAAGUCCAGGUAGAUAGAUCUUUACCGUUUGCGCUCCUCUCCCUAGGAAGAAGGGCCCUCUUUCUCCCUCACCGGUCCCUUGUUCCCACGUUACAAUGUCACGAUACCAUACCUGCUGCCAACACGCUCCAUAAACCAGACAAGAGAGGCGUGCGAAGUUAGGUACGGAAGCAAUUCCUGAAGUUUUCUGGCCCCUGCUCAGAGUUAAGGUUUCCAACCAAGAAAGGGGCUAAAUAAAUAUCGUUGCCUGGCGGCGGCCGCCAGGGAAUUUCUUUUUGCGCUGGCUCCUUUUCCCCAAGAAGAAUAACAAGCGAGUCAGUCUUUGCAUGGCUUACCUUACAUGCAGAGUUAUUACAAGCAAGUGACCACGCGUUAAACGAGGUUACAAUAACGUACCUCAUACGAGCUGGGUACCAAAAAAGGCAGAAAUAUGGGAAAGAACGUGAUGAAUAAGCACCAACAGCGCUUGCAGCAGGGGGUCAGCAGCAGGAGCAGCGAAUACAAGCAUGCACUUACGAAUACUAUCCCUCGGACGGUCUCCACUGCUCUUCUAUCGCCCGCGGAGUAUUAGAGAGAAAAUAACAUUUUUGUGUUGAUACCCGGCAAGUUUCGAAUUGCUUCGUUCUUCUUUCGAUUAUUAUGGACUUGACGAAGCAAAGCCCUGGUUCCCUUCUGCUAUUGUCUAAAUUUAGCAUUUGCAACAAGAAUGCAUUACACGUCCCCAAAGGAAGACUUAUCCCAAAAGGAAAUAUGGAUUUCAAGCUAUCUGUUGCGAGAGAGAAAAGCUGAGAGGUCUAUAUGAUUUAUUUAAGUCUCCAUUGAUGCCCUGAUUUCUCAAGCUACUUGACUGCACAAAAGGAUCAAUUAUUCAAUUAAUUCCGCAUUUCUCUCUUUCUUUUAUUCAUUUUUAAUAGAAUCAGGGUCAGGCUUAUUCUCUUCUUGCCCUUUCUUUUGCUCUGCUCUCCUUUCUUAUCCUAGUUCUCCCCCAGGCCCGCCUGCGAUGAAGCAAGCAAACAUGAGCCGCUGCGAUUUUGACAGAAACUCGGAUAAUGUUGGCUGGUUAUACUGCCCCUCCAUUGAGGCUGCUAUCCUGUUUACCUCGCUGUUCGCCGUGACCUCGCUCGCUCAUAUGUUUCAAUGGUUUACAUUCCGAAAGAGAUUUUCUUGGGUGAUAGUAAUGGCUGCCCUAUGGGAAACCGGCGGUUUCGCAUUCCGCAUAGAGUCCGCGAAGAGGAUAGAGGGGUUAUGGCACUUCAUCCCACAACAACUAUUGAUCAUUCUCGCACCCGUCUGGCUUAAUGCCUUUGUCUUUAUGGUUAUGGGGCGGAUGAUCUAUUUCUUCAUCCCGGAGAAGAAGAUCUUUGGCAUCACUGCGCAGCGGAUUACACUCGUGUUUGUGCUGCUGGAUGUGUUUUCCAUGCUUGUGCAAGCGUCAUCUUCCAGCUUGAUGUCAUCCGAUGAUCCGAAAAUGGUCAAAAUUGGCAUCAAUGUCUACAUGGGCGGCAUCGGCCUCCAAGAGCUCUUCAUCAUCACAUUCUUCCUCCUCGCCGGCCGCUUCCAAUACCUAAUGAACCAAAUGGAACGAUACCAACCCAACCUCCUCCCCUGGCGCCGCCUGCUCUAUAGCCUCUACGCCGGCCUUAUCCUAAUCACCAUCCGCAUUAUCUACCGCCUAGUUGAGUACUCCAGCGGCGUGGAAAACGGCCUCGCCACCAGCGAAGUAGCCUUUUACUGCCUCGAAGCCGUGCCCAUGAUUUUCGGCUUCGUGCUGUUCAACGUCGUGCACCCGGGCAUGGUGCUCGUGGGGCCUGAGAGCGAGUUCCCGAAGAAGGAUAAGAAGAAGAUGAAGGAGGAGAAGAAGCAGAGGAAGCAGGAUAAGAAGGAUAGUAAGAAGGCUGCCGCCGCCGCCGCCGCGAACCGGCCGAAGCGCUCGUGGAGAAAGCGCAGCCAUGGUGUCGGUGAUGUGGAGUCGGGAAGUGAUUUGGAAACGGAGGGGUUGCGCAUGCAGGAUGGUUUAAGGGAUUCUCAUCAGGGAAGUGCUUCGACCGGCUCUCCGUAUCACCCAGACAGCCAUUAUCAGCGACUAUGAGGAGGAAUUGUUUGACGGCUUUUCAGCUGAUUUUUAUUGUGAUUUUAUGCAAUUAAUGGGUGCAAAGCGUGGAGUUUACUUUGUGCUAUUUAUUCCCCCUGUCAUGAUUCUGUUGUGUUUGCUCCUUGUUUCUUCUUAUCAUUUUAUGAUUAUCUUAAUUUUGUUUUCACAUCCUUUCUCCUCUCCCCUUGGGAAUCAUUCCUCACGCUCUAUACAUGCACACAGUCACUCCAUUUCCAUCCUGUCAAUAUAUAAAUAUUAAUAUAUACACAUACUCUUUGUUUUGGCUAUGGUAUAGUUGAUGGGUCUUUUUUUUUUAUCCCCUCUCUCUCCUUCCCUAAUUUAACAUUUUCUUUCAGAGCUAAGGGGUCAUUCUCUACAGAUAAUAAGUUUCCUCCCUGCCCCCACCUCCA
Blastomyces dermatitidis ER-3 is the source of this 2705-nucleotide messenger RNA. Its product is annotated as RTA1 domain-containing protein. The coding region runs from base 1204 to 2292 and encodes 362 amino acids. The record is from RefSeq and is a predicted model, not a curated record. Lineage: Eukaryota; Fungi; Ascomycota; Eurotiomycetes; Onygenales; Ajellomycetaceae. Gene Ontology annotation, cellular component: membrane. The transcript is spliced from 3 exons.